Stylophora pistillata is the source of this 1918-nucleotide messenger RNA. RefSeq lists its product as uncharacterized. Gene Ontology annotation, biological process: positive regulation of canonical NF-kappaB signal transduction; positive regulation of JNK cascade. Lineage: Eukaryota; Metazoa; Cnidaria; Anthozoa; Scleractinia; Pocilloporidae. Gene Ontology annotation, molecular function: protein binding; signaling receptor activity. The record is from RefSeq and is a predicted model, not a curated record.
AGAUCAAUAGUCGGGAAGACUACCGUACCUUAAAACACUCGGUAAUAAAUCCUGAGCUUGCAAUUGGAGGCUGUUUAUGAUAAGAUUUUUCUCUAAUAGCGAGGCUUUUAUAACUUAAAACGGUCACGUGAUGGUGAAAACAGGAUUUCUGUUGCUGUUUUCCCUUACAUUGUUUGUUUUCGACGUGAGAGUUCAGGGCAAUUCAUCGUGCAAACUUGAUCAGAUGACAAUCCGUGAUCCAGUAACUGGUUCGAUUCAGUGCCAAGACUGUCUUAAAUGCCCACCUGGAGAGGGACUUUCAGUCAAUUGCGGGGACGUGAUAACCCCUUCAACACCAGUGCAGUGCAAACCAUGUGUGCUAGGAGAGACGUUUUCUGCUUCCUUCAAUGCAGCAGCUUGUGAAGACUGUGAAAAUUGCGGUGAGUACCGUGAAACGACGAAAACCUGUACGGUGACUUCCAAGGCUAAGUGUGGAAGGUGCAAACCUGGUGCGUAUGCCGAAGGCAUGCUUGGACUGUGCAAGCCCUGCUCUCCGUGCUGUAAUGAUGGUAACGAUAUAAUUAUACCGGAGUGUCAAGUUUCAGGUGUACUAACAGGCAUGCAGUGUAGCUACCUGCGAUCUGACAAGUGCAGCGCACUGAUGACUUCAAGUAUGAGCACGAUGCAGUCAACCCCUCUACCAGACCAGUCCACGACCUCCUGGCGACCAUCCCCUUCAACAAUCAGCACCGAAGUAAUCUCUUCUUCAAGUGAGCCAGUCUCCAGCCUGAUUGGAGACGCCCCGCCAAAUAUAGGCAUCAUAGCUGGUUCUUUUGUGGGCGGUCUCUUUGUUGUCAUCACGAUCUUCGUCAUCGCGUGCCACAAAGUUAUGCGUAAACGCCGAAAGGCCCCGUCGAUAAGGAUUGGUGUGGUUACGGUGGAAAACAGAGCUGGCCAGGCGCAAAAUCACCAACACGGUAAUAAUAAAAUACAAACAGGAGAUAGAUUCUCUCUGCCACCCGAAGUUCCGUACGAAGAGAGCCCACUUCCACUUCCCAUUCAGGAGGAGGCUGGUGAUAACAAUCCCAAAAAAAUAGGAAUGCAAGAGACCGCGUCUCCUUUAUCACGCCAGAGUUGUUUAGAUUCUAAAUUUGACGGGUCUGUGAUGAAGCAGUGUACUGAAUCGUCUAAAAAGCGAGCAUACAGUCCCCCCAAUGUUGUUACCAGGAAGACCACUAUCACGAUGUCCAAAGUCACAGAUGAGGAGGUCACUCCGUUUGAAAACAGCAAUCAGCUCCUUUAAAUUAUGUAACAGCCCGAUAAUUUUUGCUCGGUAGCCUCGUUUAGUGACAGAGAAAUCAGGACAUAUUAACUACUUUGGUCACUCUUAUUCCAAGAUUCUUUGUUCUAUUGAUUGCAUGUAACCAAUUACGCUUCCGUAAAGAUCUUCAGCUAUUAGCAUUUUCUUUUAGCAGCCAGAGACUUAUGAGUAAUUUCUGUGGUGCAAUAUAGGCAAGCGAAAGAAUUUGAGCAAAUCCUUAAUAGAGAAAUCAUUAAGGGACCGGUCAUUUUUUAUUGGCUUUGGGGGAGUGUCAGAGGAUCUUAGUAAUGUUAAGAUAAAAUUUAACUGUCCUCUUCCUAAGGCUUUCUAAUGUAGUUACGAUACCUCUGUCGGAGAAUUUGUCUUUCGUGCGUGACACAUUUCAGAUGAAGAGUGUAAACAUUAUGUCAACUAGAAGCACCGCCUGUAGUGAUUUUAGGACAUUGAUCGGUUUACAUGAUCGACGCAAGCUUGAAUGACCUUUUAAAUCAGUACUUAACAACAACAAAUCACAGUGUAAAGAAUAUCGUAUAAGAGAGGGAUUUCUUACAAAUGUUGCAGAGUAGCUUUUUACACAGCCAUUGUAAAUAAGCGAAUACGGGGGUAGAAUAAAAUAGU